CCAAGAAUCAAGAAACUUGAGGAAGCAGCACUCCUUCUUUUAUACACCGCGUUGGCACACCUCCCUCAUAGCGGAUUUCCGCACCCCAUCACCUCCUUCCCAUCCCUCCCCCACCUCUCUUUCUAUUUUGUCGUUGUAUGUUGCCCCCAAAUAUCCGCCCACUUGCGUAUUCGAUUAGGUUCCCACUGGUUUUCUCUCCUUUCAUUUUCUUACAUCUCCGUUUUGGUGCGAAAAUGAUGAUUAAACGUCAACCACGCAAAAGCCUCGCCGGCGCCAUCCGGUUGUCGCUGGUUGGCUGUCUACACUUGCCUAAAGCGGCAACCGCCCGGGGCCUCGCCUAUGAGCUUGCGGCCCUUGCGCCGGAUUUCCGCACCUCUGCGAGCCCGCAGAACCGCAGCUGUGUCGGCAUCUUAACGCAGCCCUUUCCGCAGCCCCUUGCGGACGUCGUGCUUUUGAAAAAUGCCGUUGGGGCUUUUUGUCAACCUGCAACGCAUAUAUACACGUGUGAGUGGCGUCUGUUGGUGCUUAUCUUUUGUGAUUUGAUUCCUCAACAUUGCUUCUUCAGCUUCAUGAUGCCGGAUUAGGAAUAUGUACAGUAGCAUUGUUUUAUUAUUGGCUUCUUUCCGCGUAACAGUUACGGAAUUAAACCCCGGCUUUAACUAUUUGCGCUUUCUCAUACGCGUCCCAUGAUGCUUGCAUCUCCACGAAACCCCUCCAAACGGUCAGGUUGCCCAGAGUCAGCUUCAUAACAGGUUUGUCAACGUUGAGUUGUUAUAAUUGCCACGCGGCAACUCAGUGGGGGUAAUUGGC
Trichoderma harzianum CBS 226.95 is the source of this 810-nucleotide messenger RNA. RefSeq lists its product as hypothetical. The transcript has a single exon. The record is from RefSeq and is a predicted model, not a curated record. Lineage: Eukaryota; Fungi; Ascomycota; Sordariomycetes; Hypocreales; Hypocreaceae. The coding region runs from base 138 to 584 and encodes 148 amino acids.